Molecule: messenger RNA, 672 nt
Organism: Aspergillus terreus NIH2624
Lineage: Eukaryota; Fungi; Ascomycota; Eurotiomycetes; Eurotiales; Aspergillaceae
Product: cutinase family protein
Exons: 3
Coding region: 1-672 (223 amino acids)
Biological process (GO): carbohydrate catabolic process
Cellular component (GO): extracellular region
Molecular function (GO): cutinase activity
Source: RefSeq, a predicted model, not a curated record
AUGGCCCUCAGCAGAAUGUCCCUCCGCUCUGUUCUCGUCGCCGCGCUGGCGGCGCUGGCCGUGGCCACGCCCGUGCCCGAGAACUCCCUGCAGGAGCGCCAGCUCAUGAGCUCCAACGACGUCGAAGACGGCGUCUGUCGCGAUGUGACCUUCAUCUUUGCCCGCGGGUCCACCGAGCAGGGCAACAUGGGCUUCGUCGUCGGGCCUGAGGUCUGCACGAGCUUGAAAGCUGAUCUCGGCUCCGGCAAGGUCGCCUGCCAGGGCGUGGGCGGCGCAUACACGGCCUCGCUGGCGCCCAACUUCCUGUCUGCCAAUACAGACCCACAGUCGAUCCAGGCGGCGACGGACCUGUUCGAGAAGGCCGUGGCCAACUGCCCGAACACGCAGAUUGUGGCGGGUGGAUACAGUCAAGGCUCCGCGGUGAUGGACAACUCGAUCCAGGCCCUCCCUGCCGACAUCCAGGAGAAAGUCAAGGGCGUGGUCCUCUUUGGCUUCACCCGCAACCUCCAGGACAACGGACAGAUCCCCAACUACCCCAAGGAGGAUGUCAAGGUUUACUGCGCCCUGGGCGAUUUGGUCUGCAGUGGCACGCUCAUCAUCACCCCGGCGCAUAUGACAUACGGGGUCAAUGCGGGCGACGCCGCCCAGUUCCUGGCCUCCAAGGUGCAGUAA